Camelus dromedarius (Arabian camel) is the source of this 1570-nucleotide messenger RNA. It is a transcript of the gene NSFL1C, whose product is annotated as NSFL1 cofactor. Gene Ontology annotation, biological process: proteasome-mediated ubiquitin-dependent protein catabolic process; membrane fusion; nuclear membrane reassembly. The transcript is spliced from 10 exons. The record is from RefSeq and is a predicted model, not a curated record. Gene Ontology annotation, cellular component: nucleus; cytosol. Bases 84 to 1328 code for a protein of 414 amino acids. NCBI's taxonomy places the organism in Eukaryota, Metazoa, Chordata, Mammalia, Artiodactyla, Camelidae. Gene Ontology annotation, molecular function: ubiquitin binding.
GUCAACCGGCAGGAGGAACGCGGUGGCUGGGCUGAGGCUGUGCGGCGGCGCCCGGAGCAGUUUGGGCAGCGCACGGGGCGAAGAUGGCGGCGGAGCGGCAGGAGGCGCUGAGGGAGUUCGUGGCGGUGACGGGCGCCGAGGAGGACCGUGCUCGCUUCUUCCUCGAGUCGGCCGGCUGGGACCUGCAGAUCGCCCUAGCGAGCUUUUAUGAGGAUGGAGGGGACGAAGACAUUGUGACCAUUUCGCAGGCAACCCCCAGUUCAGUGUCCAGAGGCACAGCCCCCAGUUUCACAGGUAAUGCUGAUGCUCCUGGUCCAAGGACCAGCACUUUGAGAACCACUGCCCAAGAGCAGUACUUGAAAUGUGCUACACAGUGCAUUGGUACCCUGACUGUUCACAGCCAGACCAUGAGCGAUAAUAGGGUGACAUCUUUCAGAGACCUCAUUCAUGACCAGGACGAGGACGAGGAGGAGGAAGAGGGUCAGAGGUUUUAUGCUGGGGGCUCAGAGAGAAGUGGACAGCAGAUUGUUGGCCCUCCCAGGAAGAAAAGUCCCAACGAGCUGGUGGACGAUCUCUUUAAAGGUGCCAAGGAGCAUGGAGCCGUAGCCGUGGAGCGAGUGACCAGGAGCCCUGGAGAGACCAGUAAACCAAGACCAUUUGCAGGUGGUGGCUACCGCCUUGGAGCAGCACCAGAGGAAGAGUCUGCCUACGUGGCAGGAGAAAGGAGGCGGCAUUCCGGCCAAGAUGUGAGUGUCCAUGUAGUGUUGAAACUCUGGAAGAGUGGAUUCAGCCUGGACAAUGGUGAACUCAGAAGCUACCAAGACCCAUCCAAUGCCCAGUUUCUGGAGUCUAUCCGCAGAGGAGAGGUGCCAGCAGAGCUGCGGAGGUUAGCUCAUGGUGGGCAGGUGAACUUGGACAUGGAGGACCAUCGGGAUGAGGACUUCGUGAAGCCCAAGGGAGCCUUCAAAGCCUUCACUGGCGAGGGUCAGAAACUGGGCAGCACUUCCCCCCAGGUGUUGAAUACCAGCUCUCCAGCCCAACAGGCAGAAAAUGAAGCCAAAGCUAGCUCUUCUAUCUCAAUCGAUGAGUCACAGCCUACCACAAACAUCCAAAUACGGCUUGCCGACGGCGGGAGGCUGGUGCAGAAGUUUAACCACAGCCACAGGAUCAGCGAUAUCCGACUCUUCAUCGUGGAUGCCCGGCCAGCCAUGGCUGCCACCAGCUUUGUCCUCAUGACUACUUUCCCAAACAAAGAGCUGGCUGAUGAGAGCCAGACCCUGAAGGAAGCCAACCUGCUCAACGCCGUCAUCGUGCAACGGUUAACAUAACCGCCCGGCCCUACCAGCAACCUCAUCUCCCUCCUGUGUCUCCCGCGGCCAGCUGCCCCAUGGGGACCGCCCCUCCACCCCCUCCCGCACACCCAGCAGUCCAGUGCCACGCCUCCUCCGUAGCUCUGGGUUCUUAGAUCUCAGUUGGACAUUUGUUUUCUCCUUAGUUGCAUUUCCUGGUUUUUUGUGACGAUCAAUGGACUUUAAAGAAAAAAUAAAAAUAACCAAAAAAAUUGAAGGAA